AUGGUUAAAUGGGAAAUUAUCCGGAAAUUCAUCCUGAUUUUUGGACUUACUCUGUUAGGUUCCAGGGCUCAUGCUGAGGAGUGGCCCCCCCGUAUCGUGCACCACCCCUCCGAUGUGGUGGUGAGGGUGGGGAGCCCGGCCACGCUGUCCUGCCGGGCGGACGGCGCCCCGAAGCCGAGCAUCGGCUGGCUGCGCAACGGCCAGCCCCUGGAGACGGCCCAAGGGGACGGGCAGCUCACGCCCAUGGUGCUGUCCGAGGGGAGCCUGUUCUUCCUGAGCGUGGGGGGGGGGCGGCGGGGCCAGUCGCACGAAGGCGUUUACGCCUGCGUCGCCCGGAACGGCGUCGGCGUGGCAACCAGUCGCAACGCGUCGCUGUUUAUCGCAGGUGAGCCCAGGCCAGGUGAUGGUAGCUCCGGAUUCUCCGUGGAUCUCUGGAAGCUGGAGGCCCGCCUUCAGUCAGAAGUAUCAGGAUUUAUGGGCUCAGGGUCAGAAACAUCCAGGGAUCCGGAGCACCAAUCAACUUGUGAUCACGGUUAUGUUGCUGAGUGUUUCACUGGCGUCCUCCAUGUUUCACCAGGCCUCCCCGUUUCGUCUAAGGAGGGUGGCUCUCUGGACUCCUCCGUUCCCGUGGCGACGGACAGCUGUGGCGUGUACGGCACCUUUUUCGUGGACCUCACGGGGAGCGGUCUGAAGACCUUCAGCAGCCCUGCGCGCUGCCCCAAAAGGCCUCACGGGGCGCCCUACCAGGCGGGGGCGGAGACCAUCCAGAUAUUCAGCCAGCCCGCCUCCAAGUCCUCCUCCCUCAGCAGCCAGGAGGCGUUGCCAUGGAAACAGGCCAUCCGCCCUCAGCCCAAGAUGGGCGUUCUGAGGGAAUCGUGGGAGAAGCACCAUAAGAAAGAGCUGCAUGCAGUGAACAGCGUCCCUGUUCUGUCCACCAGGAAUCAGCCUCACUCCUCCAGUGUUUACCAACAGAGGCUCAGUCACAUACCAGCAAGCCGGGCUGCGGGGAAACGAUACUGGAUCACCAUGGCCGCCGUGAACGGGGCCGGCGUGGGCGUCCUGAGCGACCCUCGUGGAUUCGUCCUCAACCCGGAGUCAAGCAGCAACCCAGAGACAAACAACAACCGGCGGGAUCUGUCCCACGUCCUGGACCUGCUGCAGAACCCGGUGCUGAUUGGCUGCGUUGGCGCCCUCCUGUGGUGCGUCCUGAUGGUUGCAGCCGUCUGGCUGUUCAGACGCCACAGCAGAACCGGCCGCCUGCUGCCCAGGCACGGCAAAGCUAGAGGUCUCCGCAGACUCGCCAGUGAAGAUCUCAUCAUUAAACACAGGAUGGUAGCUCCGGAUUCUCCGUGGAUCUCUGGAAGCUGGAGGCCCGCAUUCAGUCAGAAGUAUCAGGACUUAUGGGCUCAGGGUCAGAAACAUCCAGGGAUCCGCAGCACCAGCCUCCCCGUUUCGUCUAAGGAGGGCGGCUCUCUGGACUCCUCCGUUCCCGUGGCGACGGACAGCUGUGGCGUGUACGGCACGUUUUUCGUGGACCUCACGGGGAGCGGACUGAAGACCUUCAGCAGCCCCGCGCGCUGCCCCAAAAGGCCUCACGGCGCGCCCUACCAGCCGGGGGCGGAGACCAUCCAGAUAUUCAGCCAGCCCGCCUCCAAAUCCUCCUCCCUCAGCAGCCAGGAGGCGUUGCCAUGGAAACAGGCCAUCCGCCCUCAGCCGAAGAUGGGCGUUCUGAGGGAAUCGUGGGAGAAGCACCAUAAGAAAGAGCUGCAUGCAGUGAACAGCGUCCCUGUUCUGUCCACCAGAAAUCAGCCUCACUCCUCCAGUGUUUACCAGCAGAGGCUCAGUCACAUACCAGCAAGCCGGGCUGUUCCCAGAGAGGAGCCCACAGACGGACACAGCUUCUCCUCAGACGAAGGUCGUUCCACAAAGCUGACGGAGGACACGGGCUCCCUCGGGUCCCAGCCGGGGCCCGGCAGCCCCCCCCACCGCCACCCGUCCACCAGCUCUUACCCCGCCUCCCUGACCACCGAACAGAGCAGUACGCUGACCUCCCAGGAGGCCGCCGACCUGCGCCGCGCCCGCCUCCAGAGCUCUCCGUCCUCCUGCUGCAGCGAGUGGGACGGCUCGCUCGUGGCCUGGAUGGAGGACAUGGAGGCCCAGUACCGGUCCCACUACCCGGGCAGGAUCAGCAAACCCCCCCACAGCUAG
Messenger RNA from Menidia menidia (Atlantic silverside), 2208 nucleotides. Lineage: Eukaryota; Metazoa; Chordata; Actinopteri; Atheriniformes; Atherinopsidae. The record is from the annotation of a GenBank genome assembly.